ACGUUUUUAUUUUCUUCCUCGAGUCGAGUUACCAAGUCGGACCAGAGUUUCCAUUUUGGAUAGGGGGCUGCAAACACACGCACCCACACUUCUCCAAGCCGCGACAACUCAAGGUGAAUGCCGUCAUGCCAUUUGGGUGCCUUGCCCUGCGAGAUGGGCGGAAUUACAAUAGCAUUUCUGACGUCACGGACAAAUAUGAGAUUGGACAGGUCCUCCGAGCGAAGGAGUUCUGCGAGCUGUGCCUGGCUAAGGACAGACAGACAGACAAGGUGUUUGUCUGCAAGAAAUUCCUCAAGAAAGACGGAAGGAAAGUCCGCAAAGCUGCCAAGAACGAAAUCAUGAUCCUGAAAUUGGUCAACCAUCCAAACAUCCUUCAACUGAUAGACACAUUCGAGACCCGCAAAGAAUACUUCAUCAUCCAGGAACUUGCCACAGGAGGAGAUGUAUUUGACUGGAUUCUUGACCAAGGAAAUUACACAGAGAGAGACGCAUCCAAUGUCAUCAGACAGGUCCUCGCGGCUGUGGCGUACUUACACUCCCUCAACAUAGUUCACCGGAACCUGAAGCUCGAAAACCUGAUGUACUACACAGAAAACAACCACAACAAAGUAGUUCUGCGGGAUUUCUACCUCUCCAGGUUUGAGAACGGACCCAUCACAGAGCCUUGUGGAACACCAGAAUACCUGGCUCCUGAAGUGGUGGCUCGACACCGAUAUGGUCGUCCUGUGGACUGCUGGGCUGUGGGUGUCAUUAUGUUCAUACUCUUAUCAGGUAACCCACCUUUUUAUGAUGAGACAGAGGAGGAGAACACAGAUCUACAUAAUCGCAUCAUCUUCUGUCGCAUUGUUGCCGGUGAAUUUGAGUUUGAUUCUCCGUACUGGGAUGACAUUUCACCUGCAGCUAAGGAGCUUGUCUGUCGACUUAUGGAGGUGGACCAGAUGCUGAGAAUCACUGCCCAGGAUGCACUUUGGCAUGAAUGGAUUGCGGGGAAUGGUGCAUCAGAGAAGAACCUAAAGGAUGGCGUGUGUGCCCAGUUUGAGAAGAACUUUGCAAAGGCCAAAUGGCGGAAAGCGAUCCGUGUUACCACCUUCAUGCAACGAUUGAAGAAUUCAGAGGCACUGAUUGACAGUUCAGCCGAGGCUCAGGGCAGUGAGGAGGCAGGAGAUGGUGAGGGGGUGUUGUCCCAGGGUACAAGUGAUGAGGGAGACAAAGGGACAAGUGAUGGAGGAGUGACAUCAAGUAGUGUGUCUUUGGAAGUUACUGUUGAAAAUACACCAGUGGGUAUCGACAAGGAUGAGGGGAGGAGUAAGGUCGUAGAAAAUGAGGAUGAGGCAAAGACGAGUAUAGGCCCAUCAGUAGGAACUUCCCCAUCAGAUGUUCAGGAGCCUCUCUGUCAACAAAGGCAAUCAAAUGCAGCCCCCAAACUCGCACAGGAGGAGCUUGAUAAGGUUGGUGCAAAGAAAGCAGCAGGUGAUGGAACAAAGACAAUGGCUGCCAACUUGGGUCAAAGUAAAGUUGUUCCAGAAUCCAAACCGACCCCCAUGAUGACGCCUGACCCCUCCAAGCUGUCCGGCGGCUCUUCAGGCACUAACCUUAACAAAAAACACACAUCCGCCUCCCCUGAUCCCAGCAGCAAACGUAAGAUGGCUGCAACGCUCCAUGGCCCUCCACCCACAGCCACUGCUGCUGGAACAGCCUCACCAGACAAGAGGCCAGCCACACAGAGGGAGCAGAAGGAUGAGACUGAUGGAAGCUGGUGUCAGACACAGUUACCUGAGGCAGUGGCAGAGAGGUCAGUGGCAGUCGCAACAGCGAUGGGGCCUGAAACUGGAGUGGAUAUAGGACUAGGAGUUAGAUUAAGGGGUGAUGCUAGCCCUAUGGCUAGAAGGGAUAGGGAUAUCAGGACAACAGACAGAUACAGCGCUGAGUUUAGCAUAGCAAGGCCAGGUCCUGCGACAGGACAGGGUUGUUAUACAGUAGGCAGCUCUGCUAGUUUGGGCCGUCACGCCACACCAUACAACCCAGAAGUUGGGACUGUAGGAAUGGGAAUGGCAGGGAGCUACGGGAGUCCAUACAGUUCCCUGUAUAUGAGUGGAGGAGGGAUAGGGAUGUAUGGGACUGGGCUACCACAUGGAGGAGGGAGCAGCACUACAAGCGACUGGCAAAUGGACAGUGUGAUCGAGCAGAUAGAAAAGCAAAUGGCCGCCGUGCUGGAGAAGAUUGAGGGAGACAUGCCCUCGCUGCUGGAGCAAAUCAGUGACUGCCCGGCUGAACCACCAAGUGCCAGGAGCACACACGCCUCGCCUGCCACCUCCCGAACUCGCUCCUCUCAACACUCCACGGCUGCAACCUCAGCCACUCCUCCGCCUCUUCCAACCUCUCCCAGGCCUGCGCUGCCAUCGCUCCCUCGCCUUACUAUCCCUCCUCCCUCCUAUCCCCCACCCUCUCCACCCACACAAUCCUCACCCCAGGCUGCAGGAGAGCAGGUAGAAAUGGAUGGACAGAGGGAUGCUGCUCCUACCAGCCAGUCCCCCAGAGCUGCGAUGGACAGGGGGCUAUAAAGCAGGUGUCCAUGAUGCAAUACACAACACAUGGAACAUUCGAUUUAUAGUUUAAAUUUGAAGGUUUAAAGACACUCGCCGAGAACUAUCAUCCACUUACUCCUUAGAAGAAAAGUCCCCAUGCAAUGUUGUUUGGUGUGUUCAUAUUGAGAAUACUGGUAUGAGAGAAAACUACAAAUGGCAUUGAAAUACUCUCAUGAUUUGAGUGUAGGGGGAGGAGUGUACUGUAUAUCUCUGUAUGAAAAAUCUCAAAAACGUAAUCUCAAAUCCAGAUUGUGCACACCACACAACCUCCUCAUACUGAAAUCCAAGAAUUCAGCACUGUUUUCAAAUUAUGAAUCUACACAAGUAAGAAAAGCGUGAUCAAAUUCUCCGUUUAUAGUGAGUAUAGUGAGAGUUAACAGUGUGGAAGUGUUAUUAUUUGUAUUAUUCCCUACAAACUGUAAAUACAUACAAAGAACUGGUUUCCUAAUUCUUGCUGUACUCCUCUGUUGUAAACUUCCUCAUAACCAAACUGACAUUUCUCUUUUUCAAACCAGCUCAUCCCAUUUCAUUAUUUUCCAUUCCUUUUUAUUUAUGUAGCUAUUAAUUCUACUAGUGAGGCUGCAAAACUGAGAAAAAUGAGAUUGCAGUCACAGAGUUGUACAGACGUUCGUGAAACUAAAUUAAUCUAGCCUUUCCAUUGGCUGCUGCAGAUUGAGAUUUGUUCUAUUAUAUAGCCUUGUGUAUUUAAACUUGAACUGUCACUCAAAGUGUUGUGAGUUGCUCCACACCUGUUGGAGAGCUGGAGAAAGAUCUUUAGAUGCAAGAUAUUGUUUAAAGGCUUUGCAAUAAAAAAAAUAAACAGACACACACACACACACACACAUUUCUCCAUUUGUCCAUAGAGUUUGUUUUCAUUUUUUUCCAGUUUUGUCGACACAAUAAAUUGGUACUGUUAAUUUGACACUACUGUCUAUAUUUGCUCCUUUUUAUCAUGUAAAAAAGUAUUUCAGAAUCAGAAAUCCUUUAUUAGUCCCACGACGGUUGAAAUUUACAUUCUGAAGUUCAUUCUGCUUUUGGAUCUAUGUAAUACCAGGUUAUGUGCUUUUCUCCUAAAUAAAUCUACACAUCUACUGUUCUGUCCCUAUGUAAACUGUGCUCUGUUUGCCAGUCUUUCAAUAAAAGUAAAAUUAA
Cottoperca gobio is the source of this 3737-nucleotide messenger RNA. RefSeq names its product CaM kinase-like vesicle-associated, like (gene camkvl). NCBI's taxonomy places the organism in Eukaryota, Metazoa, Chordata, Actinopteri, Perciformes, Bovichtidae. The record is from RefSeq and is a predicted model, not a curated record. Bases 126 to 2561 code for a protein of 811 amino acids. Gene Ontology annotation, molecular function: ATP binding; protein kinase activity. The transcript has 11 exons. Gene Ontology annotation, biological process: protein phosphorylation.